This is a messenger RNA of Geodia barretti, 215 nucleotides long. The record is from the annotation of a GenBank genome assembly. Lineage: Eukaryota; Metazoa; Porifera; Demospongiae; Tetractinellida; Geodiidae.
CGUAAUUCGCUUUGCUAUUGAACGGCGGAUCCAAGUAAAUCAAGUCAACCGAUUCGCUAUUCAUGCCUCGCAUGAUAGGGAGAUUGUCCCCAGUAAAUAUCGUCUUGGGAUUCACAUUAGCAUUCACGCAUACACCUUCCACAAAUUCUGUCAUCUAUUGUUUAUCUUGGAUUUUCCAUCCCAGUCCUUUAUCCACUUGCUACAGUGGGAGGGUG